Molecule: messenger RNA, 864 nt
Organism: Chenopodium quinoa (quinoa)
Lineage: Eukaryota; Viridiplantae; Streptophyta; Magnoliopsida; Caryophyllales; Amaranthaceae
Product: peptidyl-prolyl cis-trans isomerase PASTICCINO1-like
Exons: 1
Coding region: 1-864 (287 amino acids)
Molecular function (GO): protein binding
Source: RefSeq, a predicted model, not a curated record
AUGGAUAACUUUGAAGAACUUAGGGGGAUUUUGUGCAUUGCUCAUGUUGAAGAGGAUGAUAUCUCUUCUCAUAAUUUAGAGCUGCUAGUUGGGAAGUUGGAGAAUCCUUUUGGUAUUCUGAACUUUGUUAGGGGUUUGAAAGAUGAAGGUAGCACUUUUUACAAAGAGGGUAAUAUGGGAUUAGCGCUUGCAAAAUACUCUCUUGCACUCAAGAUCUUAUCUUUUGUUAUGGUCUAUAAUGAUGAAGAUAAGUCAGUUUUUUCGAGCCUUGCUGUGUCUCUUAAUCUUAACUUAGGUGCUUGUUAUGUCAAAGAGAAAAACUUUGAUAAGGUGGGUAAGUUGUGUUCUGCAGUUUUGUGUUUUGAUACUACUAAUGUGAAAGCUUAUUUUAGAAGGGAGAUGGCAGCUGUAGAGCUCAAUAAACCCGACUUAGCUUUCAUGGAUCUUGCACAAGCGAUUAGGAUUGAUCCCAAUAACAAAGAGUUUCAAUACAAACUCAAGGAGGUGACAUCUUUAUUGGGUUGGUCUCCGAAUUUUGUUAAUGAGGCACUAGCAGUUACAAGAGAGGAUGAAAUGUUUAGAGAUUACGCUACUUUUGGGAAGGAAGAAGAAAAGAGAAAGUUAGGGAAAAGAAGGGAAGGAUAUGGUGGUGGAGAUGGUUGUGUUCGUAGGUGUAUUGAUGUACAAGAUGUCACCAAAAAGAAAAAGGAUGUUGUUGGCAAAUCUUUGAAUUCGGAAGAGGGUAAAUUCAACCCUAUCGAUCAAGAUCAAAGGCCCAACAUUAUUGAUAACAAUUCUGAUCUGAAGUCAACUUCAGAAACAAAAAAACCCAAAUCUUAUAGGGUCAAGUUAUCGGUAUUGUAA